Messenger RNA from Anopheles stephensi (Asian malaria mosquito), 2224 nucleotides. Its product is annotated as dual specificity mitogen-activated protein kinase kinase dSOR1-like. The transcript is spliced from 4 exons. Bases 363 to 1487 code for a protein of 374 amino acids. Gene Ontology annotation, biological process: protein phosphorylation. The record is from RefSeq and is a predicted model, not a curated record. Gene Ontology annotation, molecular function: ATP binding; protein kinase activity. NCBI's taxonomy places the organism in Eukaryota, Metazoa, Arthropoda, Insecta, Diptera, Culicidae.
UUUGCACUGGCAACACUGUUCAAUGUUUCUGACUUCUGCCAACAUCGGAAUUGUAAAAUACAAAUAUCGUAAAAGAUCCGGAAAAUUGCGCUCGUCGUAUACGUUUACCAUUUUCCACGCUUCAGACAAAGUUAUUUUAUAAUUGUGUGCUUUGAAACCCUUGUUGAAGCAGCGCUUAUUCCAUCCCGUUGCCAAUUUAGCUUUGCAAAGAGCAGUGAUAAGUGCUGUGAUUAUUUGGCUUAUUUCAUUUAGCUUGUUUGCUGUGUUUGUUCUGUGCGGUGUACUUUCCCCUCAUUCCAUACUGGUGUUUGUUCUGUUUGAGUGUGGGCUUAGUAAAAGAAUUACUUCCCAACAUCUCAUCAAUGAGUAAGAUGACUAAAAACAAACUUAAUUUGACGUUGCCGCCUGGUUCGGUGGAUGUUCCCGCUGGGCAGCAAACAACGCCAACACCCUCCUUCAAAACGCCAUCCGGAACCGAGUACGUCAUUGGCAAACAUAAUCUGUUGGGAAAAGCGAAAAACAGUAUUGAUGCGCUCACGGAAACUUUGGAAGAACUUGAAAUGGAAGAAAGUGCACGCAAACGCAUUAAGGUAUUUCUGAGCCAGAAAGAAAAAAUCGGCGAGUUGAGCGACGAAGAUUUGGAGAAGCUAGGCGAACUUGGUUCCGGAAACGGAGGUGUAGUGAUGAAAGUGCGCCACAUUCCCACUCAACUUAUAAUGGCUCGAAAGCUUAUCCAUUUGGAGGUUAAACCAGCGAUAAAAAAACAGAUCAUAAGAGAACUGAAGGUAUUACAUGAGUGCAAUUUUCCUCACAUCGUUGGAUUCUACGGUGCUUUCUACAGUGAUGGAGAGAUAAGCAUCUGCAUGGAGUAUAUGGACGGUGGAUCGUUAGAUUUAAUCUUGAAACGAGCUGGAAGAAUACCGGAAGCCAUUUUAGCAAAAAUUACAUCCGCCGUUCUUAAGGGAUUGAGCUACCUUCGCGAUAAGCACGCCAUUAUGCACAGGGACGUCAAGCCGAGCAACAUUCUGGUAAACAGUAGCGGAGAGAUUAAGAUAUGUGAUUUCGGCGUUUCCGGACAGCUAAUCGAUUCAAUGGCCAACUCGUUCGUAGGAACUCGAAGUUAUAUGUCGCCCGAACGCCUUCAAGGUACCCAUUAUUCGGUCCAGUCCGAUAUAUGGUCUCUAGGGCUCUCGUUGGUAGAAAUGGCAAUCGGAAUGUAUCCCAUUCCGCCGCCAGAUGCUAAAACAUUAGACCUUAUAUUUCAGGAACGGGGAGACGAUAGUUCCCCCGGUCAGAGCGUUAUCGAGCCCAAACCUAUGGCCAUUUUCGAGCUGCUCGAUUACAUCGUAAAUGAACCGCCACCUAAAUUGGAGCAUAAUUCAUUCACCGAUAGAUUUAAAAACUUUGUUGACCUUUGCCUGAAGAAAAAUCCUGAGGAGCGAGCUGAUUUGAAAACACUAAUGUUGCUUUUGGUUUUAGAAUCAUGAAUGGAUCAAGAACAUCGAAACGGAAGACGUCGAUAUUGCCGGAUGGGUAUGCAAAACCAUGGAUCUAGCACCGUCUACACCGAAAAGAAAUGCGUCACCAUUUGCAAAUUAAAAUGUUGUGCGCACCCUGUAAUGUAUAUGCAUUCUUUAAUAAGAAUUAAGAAUAUUUUAUCGUUUUGAACCUUUGUGAACGUUACAUUAUUGUAUUUUAAACGACCACUCGUGGAAGAAAGAAGCACUUGGAAUAACUACCUAAUAGUGAUUAUAUUCUAUCACAACGAUCUUACUAGUUAUAGCUGCUGUAAGAUUUUACUCUGUGUACAUUAUUUUCUGUUUUCAAAAAAUUGACGCAAGGAAAAUAACAGUUGCAGAUUACAAAGAAGGAAGCAAUUGCAAAUAAAACCAACUAAAACAAUUAACGCUCUCUCUACACAAUUUUUGAAAUUCUAGCAUUAAUUCCCCUGAAGACAUUCAACGUAAAUAACGAUAAUGGCAAAUUAAAAAUAGUAUUGUCUGAUAUUUUUGUCGCACUUAUUACUAUUAACAAAAAGCUCGCCAUAUUCGGAAGGAAUAGAAAAAGAGAACGAGAAAGAAGUGGAAAAACUAUCUGCAGUAACGAAGUGCUAAUGAAAUAAGAAAAAAAAACAUGCAGCUACAAUUACUGUUCCUAAUUCACAGUAAUAAAACAUUAUAUGAAAUAAAUUGUAUACAUAGGAGAACAAUAGCCUCAAGCAAAA